Messenger RNA from Syngnathoides biaculeatus (alligator pipefish), 1391 nucleotides. It is a transcript of the gene mpc2b, whose product is annotated as mitochondrial pyruvate carrier 2b. The transcript is spliced from 5 exons. The record is from RefSeq and is a predicted model, not a curated record. Gene Ontology annotation, molecular function: pyruvate transmembrane transporter activity. Gene Ontology annotation, cellular component: mitochondrial inner membrane. Bases 261 to 635 code for a protein of 124 amino acids. Gene Ontology annotation, biological process: pyruvate import into mitochondria. NCBI's taxonomy places the organism in Eukaryota, Metazoa, Chordata, Actinopteri, Syngnathiformes, Syngnathidae.
CCCGUUGCCCAAGGUUGCUGUUCCAGUGGAAAGUCACCUCAAGCUAACGACAGCUAACCCAAGCGGCGCGCAUAGCAUCAUUUUCUAAGCUUAAACCACACUCGUUUUUUUUGUGCGUUUGUCAACGUCGCAGGAUAUUUUUUACAAAAGUGUACAUUUUAACACGAGCUACUUUUCUCCUUUUUAAAAAAAAAAUCAUUUAAGAAUAGCUCCGACCGGGCGUCAUCUUUACUCUUCUUCCCACAUUUCUAGCUAGCAUCAUGGCUGCAUUGAGAGCGUCCUAUCACAGGAUUCUGGACCAGAUCGAGCACAUGCUGCCGGCCAAACUGAGACCUCUGUACAACCACCCGGCAGGUCCCAAAACAGUGUUCUUCUGGGCGCCCAUGUUUAAAUGGGGCCUGGUCGCUGCCGGCUUAGCCGAUAUGACGCGGCCGGCGGAAAAGCUGAGCACCUCCCAGUCUGCGGUACUGACGGCAACAGGCCUGAUCUGGUCCAGGUACUCGCUGGUCAUAGUACCAAAGAACUGGAACCUGUUCGCCGUCAACUUCUUCUUGGGCUGCGCCGGGGGCUCCCAGCUCUACAGGAUUUGGAGAUACAAGCAGGAUCAGAAGGCUCUGGGGGCAGCCGAGUCCUGACCGUGAUGUAAAAGCUCAAGUUCUUGCCAGGGCGACCCCGCAAGCCUGCCCCCUGCCCCCGUGCGCCCCGCUUCCGUUCCCACAUCACAUCAUCUUCGUUUCCACGUAACAUCCACGCCAGCAAUACGAUCCGACCAUAUUUAACAUCCGUUUCCCUGCUGGAAAUGUGCACCCCCUCCCCCCCCCCAGUUCCAAGUUUCCUCAGGGCGCAUAAUUGACGUUUAAAAAAACUAAAGCGAAAGUCACACUUGGUCACUAACGCACAAGUUAUAACUUGUUUGUUAACAAGUUAUUUGAUUGUACAUUUAGUUUGUGUAUCAUUUUUUCAGGUGUAGCAGUCAUUACCUCAUGCAAUCAUUUCCCAAAAACAUUCAGUCUGAAGAUUAUUGUCCGAUGCCAUUGAAGGGAAUCAUCGCAGUUUUAGUAACUUAUUUAUAAUACAGUUAUUAAAUUAUCAUUUUAAUGGCUUUAAACAUGAGAACAAAUCGCUGCAUUGUUUCACUUUUCCUUCUCUUAUCACUGUUGAAAAAUUUCUGUUCAAACCUGUCCAGCUUGUAAUUGCUACACCAAAUGAUGUCUAAUGUCUUCUUUUUUUAAUUUGUUAAUCAUUCUUUGGCUUUUUUUUUUUUUUUCACCGUAAUUUUUCAUUCUAAUUCCCCUCACAUUAAUAUCCCCUGAUCUGCAAAUGGCACUUUGAGGCACUGUGGAAAUGUCAUUGCUGUUAUGACAGGUUAAUAAAUCCUGUUCAACUAAUAA